Messenger RNA from Myripristis murdjan (pinecone soldierfish), 2898 nucleotides. It is a transcript of the gene crcp, whose product is annotated as calcitonin gene-related peptide-receptor component protein. Bases 107 to 550 code for a protein of 147 amino acids. Gene Ontology annotation, biological process: transcription initiation at RNA polymerase III promoter. Gene Ontology annotation, cellular component: RNA polymerase III complex. NCBI's taxonomy places the organism in Eukaryota, Metazoa, Chordata, Actinopteri, Holocentriformes, Holocentridae. The record is from RefSeq and is a predicted model, not a curated record. Gene Ontology annotation, molecular function: nucleotide binding. The transcript is spliced from 6 exons.
CCAAAAAAAAAAAAAAAAAAGGUAGUGUUGGUGCCGGAACCAAUUACCUCGCCUACAUUUUCUACACGGACACACAGCAGCGGACCAAAGUCGAGUAGCAGCCGAAAUGGAAGUGAAGAAUGGCAAUGCUGCUAUGCUCAGUAACUAUGAGGUGUUCAAACUCUUGACGGAUCUGAAGGAACAGAGGAAAGACAGCGGGAAGAACAAGCACAGCACUGGGCAGCAGAAUCUCAACACCAUCAUGUAUGAGACGCUGAAAUAUUUGUCCAAGACCCCCUGCAGCAGACAGAGUCCAGAGAUAAUCAAAGAGUUCCUCACAACCAUGAUGCCUCACAAACUCACAAAGGCAGAAAAGCUGCAGCUGUUGAACCACCGGCCACAGACAGCAGUGGAAAUCCAGCUUAUGGUUGAAGAGAGUGAAGAGCGGUUAUCAGAGGAGCAGAUUGAGGAGCUCAUCCAGACAGUUGCAGACAUCCUUCCCGGUGACCCUGAACAAGAAAACGCAGCUCCAGCGGACGCAGAGGCAGAGCAAGCUGCCGACCAGUCGUGACACAGCAACAGGCCGGACUGAUAGUCUCUAGACCCAAAGAGUCCUUUAAGUCCAGGAUGGAGAACUGGAGUGGAGGUCAAAUAUGGAAGAAUGGGCUAUUUGCUUUGAGAUUUACCAAAUUCUUACUAGCAUGGAUGCUAAAUGGCUGCCUGGCAAUGCCUGCAGAUGGGAGUGGUGACUUCAACAGACAGCAACAAAUACAUAGACCUCAGUGCCAGUGGAGUGAGUUUUGUCUUUCCUCCAUGAAAUGAACAACAUUGAAGACAUUAAAUGUAAGGAAUGGAGGAAAACUGGAUUAUUUCAAUUGACGGCAUCAAAUUCUGUACUGAAUAAGUCAUUAUCAAGUUAAGAAAAGGAAUUUUGAAAUUCAGUGGAGUUAUGCCGCUAUAUUUAUCCAACACAACAAGUUCAUACUGUCCGUGCAAGACAAGUCCUAAUUUUAGUUUCAUCAUUUCAGCAUGAGUCCUUGAUGACUCCCUGUGAGUCACACCAGGGCUCAGUUGCACAGUUAAUUUUUAUGUCUUGGCAUGCAGUUUUCCAGUGCUAUUGCAGACAGGAAACAUUGUAAAUUCACUAUUUGAUUUUCACCCAGACUAGACGUUAAAAAAAACGAAGUUGUGUAACUGUACAUAUGUCUACAUACAACCAGUUUGAAAAAAAAAAAACAUGCACAUUAUUUCAGAAGCAUAUACAUCCUGAAAUAGGUAGUCAUGUCUAAUUUCUAUUUCAUAAAAGUGUUUAUAAAACAGCAGUGCCCGAUGUUAAUAUGGUGUUUUAGUUUUUUAGUUUAUAGUUUUAUGAAUUCAUGUUGUCAGUUUCAAUAGUAGAUGCAGACAGAGUGACAAAGGGAAAAAAGCAUGAGAUGUCUUAUCCAAAGGUGUUGAGCCACCAUGAGCCACCAGAACAACCUCAUUGUUCCUUGGCAUAGAUUCUCCAAGUCUCUGAAACUCGACUGGAGGGAUGGAGCUCCAUUCUUCCAGAAGAUUCUGUACAUUAAAGUUAUUAAAGUAGGGCGGCAAUGCAGAAACCCUUCUUGUAAAGUCAAGCACACAUUUGAGUGGUACAAAAACCAUGGCACUGGUCUCCAGAGAUGUGGAAAAAAAGUGAUGUGGUCAGAUGAGUCAUUCUUCAUUUUCUGGGCAAGUGGGCGAGUGCAUGUGUGGUACAAACCAAGAGGGCCAGGCCUGGAUACUGGACUCCCACAGUGAGGGGGUCCACUGGCUCUGUUACACUGUGGGAGGAAUUGUCCUGACACAGUUUGGGUCCAUUUGUCCCCUUAGACAGAAAGCUCACUGCAAAUCAAUAUAAACCUCAUCUGAGUGAUCACCUUUAUCCUGUAAUGAAACAUUUCUACUCUUUCAGGAUAUAGUGCCCCCAUCCACAGGGCAUGAGGGCUCGCUGAAUGCUUUGAUGAGGAUAAAAGUGAUGUAAAUUAUACGCUACAGCCCUCACACUCACCACAUCUCAACCCAACUGAGAUCUGGUGACUCUGUGACUCUGCCACCGGAUCCGGUACUCUGUAAUGAUCACAAAGUCAUCCAUAAAAAAAACAUAUAAAAUCACUCAUGACGUCUGUGAUACAUGACACACAUUGCUCAACAAAUCCUCCUGAACGGGCCUUUAGUGGGCCUCAGAAGAGGAUAGUAUCAGCUCUUAUCAGUUUGAUAGUUCAGGAACAUGCCUCUGUGUGAAAUGUUUGUUUUUUUUACCUUUAUCUAUGCAGCACACACACUCUUUUUCAGCAACAUGCAGCAGCACACUCACACAGUUGCCCACAUUCACACCUGCCCAGUAUAACCCCAGUCUUCACUGCUGGCCACUGGAGCAGCUGGGCAUUAAGUGCCUUGCUUAAGGGCACAUCAGCUGUGGGUAUUUUUCCUGCCAGUCCGAUCCCGCCAACCUCUGGUCAGAAGCCCACUUCUUUAACCUUUAGGACACAGCUGAAAUAAUAAGUGUUUUUGUCUGUGGAUUUUGUUUUUUCAUAUCAAGAUUUAUUUUCAAGUAUUUCCAAAAGUAGAUUGCUAAUUGCUAAUGUAGAUGUGUGCUCAUGUUAGGUUGUGAAUCCAUGGUGCAUGUUCAGUCAUGAUUUAUAUCAGAAGUUCAUUUUUAAGAAAGGCUACAGGCUGCCCAAAUAUUUUUUUUCUCUAAAUGAUUGUGUGUCUAUCACAUAUAUUUAAAAAAAAAAAAAAAAAAAAAAAAAAAAAAAAAAAAAGGAUUACUGGUUCACAGUUUCUGCGGCUUCACAGACUAUAAGGAGGUAGUGUACAAUCAAACCUGUGAUCUGAAACCCAUCUCAGAUGUCACGUUCAGCUGCAGCAAGGGGAAAAUAAAAACCCUCUUUCAAUGCA